Rhizopus microsporus ATCC 52813 is the source of this 1575-nucleotide messenger RNA. Its product is annotated as MFS general substrate transporter. Gene Ontology annotation, molecular function: sucrose:proton symporter activity. The coding region runs from base 1 to 1575 and encodes 524 amino acids. NCBI's taxonomy places the organism in Eukaryota, Fungi, Mucoromycota, Mucoromycetes, Mucorales, Rhizopodaceae. The transcript has 7 exons. The record is from RefSeq and is a predicted model, not a curated record. Gene Ontology annotation, cellular component: membrane.
AUGACAAACGAGCAAUCGCCGUUAUUACAACAAAAUAAACCGCCUGUUUCUAGGCCAAAAUAUAAAAGAAGACGAUCUUCAUUUGAUCCGUCUACUUAUAAUAGUAUAGGAACCGUACCAGACGCCAUUGCCAAUCAAGAAACCACGCGGGAGUCAGGCCUUAACUUGCUUCAGAUAUUAGGUUUGACCGUGUGCAUGGCAGGUGUUCAAUUUACGUGGACGGUUGAACUAUCCUACGGCACGCCCUAUUUAAUAUCGCUUGAUUUAUCCAAGGAGCUAACGGCCCUCGUCUGGCUGGCAGGCCCCCUCUCUGGUCUUAUUGUGCAACCCUUAAUUGGCGCAUACAGUGAUAAAUGCACGUCUCGAUUUGGAAAACGUAGACCAUUUAUUGUAGGCGCAGGCAUAUUAACGUGUCUGUCUAUGGUUGGCAUUGCAUAUGCAAGAGAGUUAGGAACUAUGAUCGCCGACCAAUUUUACAAUUCGUCCAAGGAAGCUGUUCACACGUAUUCCAUCAUCGUAGCCGUAUCCUCAUUCUACUUUCUUGAUUUUACAUUAAACGCUGUUCAAGCUAUUUGCAGAGCCUUAAUCCUGGAUAUACCACCUCUUUGGCAGCAAGAGUAUGCAAAUGCAUGGAGUGCACGCAUGAGUAAUACAGCCAUGGUCUUUGGAUACUUUAUUGGCUUUAUUGAUCUUGUCAACUUCUUUCCUUGGCUAGGAGACACUCAGAUGAAAGUAUUUUGCAUUGUAGGCACUCUAGUAUUUAUUGCAACUCUGGCUAUUACAUGCUUUGCCGUGAAGGAAAAGCAGCAUGUUGAAAAUGAUGACCAAGAUGACUUGCCGUGGUAUAGCACCUUCCAAUAUGUUUGGCGUGCUUUCCGUUAUUUACCAAAACCAAUUCAGUCAUUAUGUAACACACAAUUCUUUGCUUGGAUGGGUUGGUUUCCUUAUUUGUUCUACAGCACACAGUGGGUGUCAGACCUCUACUUCAUAUCUCAUCCCGACAACGGAGACUGGGCCGAAGGUACCAGAGCAGGUUCCUUUGCGUUAUUGUGUAAUGCCCUGGUCUCUGUGGUUGCAGGCGUGGUCAUUCCUGCUCUUGUCAUGCGUUUUGAAAAAAAGGGCAUCUGGUUUCUUUCUUUGCUGAAUGUCUAUACUGCAUCUCAGCUGAUCAUUGCUGGCUCCUUGUUGUCGGCAUGGUUUGUCCGCUCAGUCACGACAGCUACUGUCAUCUUGGCCAUCAUGGGUAUCCCAUGGGCUAUUGUGCUCUGGAUCCCAUUCUCGUUAGUCGGUGAAUAUGUUAGCUAUGAAGAUGAACAACGCCAAAAGAAACUUCCUACAACAACAAGUGAGCAUCAACAGCAAGAUGACUUUGAUGCAGGCAUGAUUUUGGGUGUACACAACAUGUACAUCGUGUUCCCUCAGUUUGCUGUGGCUAUUAUUUCUUCUAUUAUAUUUGCUAUUGCUUCGGAUAGCAAAACAUCAGGUGAAUCUAAUGUCGCUAUUGUAUUGGCAUUUGGUGGUUUAAUGGCUUUGAUUGCUGCUGUAUUUAGUAGAUUUAUUAAGCGUGUGAAAUAA